AUGGAUAUGAAAUCCCCCAAGACUGCCGAGAAGCCCUCCAAGAAGCCCAGUCCCCUAACUCUGCAAGGUUCUUCCAAGUCCAAGAAGAGCGACACCUCAGCAGAGGACAAGACUCGCAGUCCGACGAACGCCUUGCCGAGCCCGCCGAUGAAGAGUAAACCCGGCAGCCCUUCCAAGGCUACCCAAGAACCUCCCUCACCCCGGACGCCGGAUAAUAAAUCAAAAGCUGGUUGCGCCAAAGGUAAGCUUUCAAAGACCGAAAAAACUUCUCCUGCCAAGAAAUUGAAAGUUAAGCCAAAAACCGUGUCGUCUAAGAAUAAAAUGAAGAAAGAUGGGAAAAUAUCCGAGAAAAAGUUGAAAGAUUCAGUGAAUUUAGCUAUGUAUAAAAAUUUACCGCCCAAAAAGCGCAAGGCUCUCAUGCUGGAUUACGGAAAUGCUGUCGUUACUGGCGAGGAAGAUAGAGAAACAAAUAAUUUGACUCCUGGAGCGAACACCCCGACGAAAUUAGAGGCUAUAUUGCCUGAGGCCGAGUCGCCCUCAACAAAGAAGUGUAAAAAGAAGUUAUUGAUUGGUGCUCCCGACAAAGUGGCUAAGAAAAGAGGCCGCCCAAAGGGUAGCAAGAACAAAGUCAAAAAUAAAAUUGAUGAAGAAGGUUCUAAUGCAUCAAAGAAAAAUGAUCCUUUUGCGAAGGUUUCCAAAGAGGUUAAAGGACCUAAAGCAAAGUUGAAGGGCGAGUCAAAUGAAGAUGCAGAAAUUAUGUCGCGUGAAAUGAAAGUAAAACGACUCGCAGCAUUGGUGAGCGCAGAAGUUGACCAUUAUGUGUACAACACCGACGAUGGUUCAUCAGAGUUCGAGGACUAUAGCACCGCUCGUCAGGCCCUCAAGCUCGAGAAGAACAAAUCAACUUCGAAUAAAACUGCGAGAAUUAUGCAGAUGGAAUCUACUGCCGGAGACUCGGGUUGGGAAACCUUUGAACUCCAGUCCCCGAGUGUCAAGAAGUCUUCGCCUAAAAAACCGAAAGACAACGAUUGCAGCUCUAACGUUCGCAGUGCAAUAGAAAGCGUCUUGAUUCGCGUCAAAAUGGAGCAAGAUGAUGUGACAUCUGAAGUAGAGUGCACUGGUUCGCCUAUAUGCACUUCUACUCCCAAGUCAAAUGCGACAAAGACACAGGAUUGUCCUGCCACAGAGAGAGUAAUGAAAGAAGACUCGUGCGCUGACGAUGAGGAGUCGGAAGAUGAUGUUAAUUACGCUAAGAAACAAGAUGGCUCGAAGAAAAGUGGCGUCGUUUUGAAGAGAAAAAUGGGGCCGAAGAAAAAGAAGUUUUCGCAUAAAAAUUUGAAGAAUAUGAGUCCUGGAAAAGCCGUCACUUUUGCUUCUGAAGACGAUGAGAGUAGCAAGGAGAGUGAAAGUGAUGGGGAAGGAUUUGACGGGAAGAAAAAGAAAGGCCGUUUGCUUGCAAAGAAAAGUAAAAUCACAGUCCAGCGUUCAGUGAAGCCUUCACCAGAGUCGUCGCCGUCGCCCCUGCGUCGCACGGCGCGCAUGGCGAGUCUGAACGCGCGUGCCGUGAUGCACUGCAUGAACGAGGACGCAAGAAUGCCAUUCCAUGCGCCCCGACACGAGCCCAAGAAGCAGGAGAUGAGUCUCGUGCUGAGGACCGAAUCAACUAUCGCUAAGCGUCACACCGAUGACGAUUCCGACGAAGACGAUAGCGACGACGAUACUGUGCACAUCCGGCGCCUCCAGCCUGGCAAGCGGAAGAAGGAUAACUCCGCAGCGAAGAUGAAAACCGUCCGCAAGAAACGCAGAGGGGAGCUCGAUGUGCAGAUGGACAUCCGUGACAUGGUCGUCACCAAGAGAAUGGCCAGUUUGAACGCCUCCGCUAUCAUGGCUGCAAGUUAUUGCGUUGAGUCUCGCAAGCGAACGCCUUCGCAUGCUGCAAGCUCUUCUGCAGAAAGCGAAUUUACGAACCUAAACAUCAAAAGAAAAAUUUCUUACAAGUCAACCAAGAGCAAAGUCUCGAAGUCUUCUCGGAGCAGCGUGAUCACUGUACAGGAAACCACUAAGAAACUUAAGAAAGCCGAAGGCACUCGUGAGACAGAAGUCGAGGAGCGGAUCAUCGUCAAGAAGAAAGUCAAGAGACACAGUGAACGAAGCACAACCCACGACGACACAGACAGGGACGAUGACGAUGAUAACGUCACCGACGGGUCCGAGUUAAACCACGACGAAAUCAUUCCAAAAAGUCCCGAAGACGGAGGCAUGAUAGUCGAGUCUACGAUCACAUACAUCACAACUCAGACAGACACGUUGCCUCCUACAGCGCCCCAGGCAGGGGCGUCCCCGCACUGCAUUGCUGCUGGGGACCGCCAAACCACGACCGUCGUGCACGAGAGGAAGUCCAAGACCACCACAAAGUGCACGGCUUACUCGACCGGCGCUCCACCCACGGCUUUCAUCCCGCCUACCCAUUACGUACAGCCCGUGGUGUAUAGCAGCGCCCCAGGCCCGUCCGUGGUGUCCAAGUCUACGGUCAGCUACUCCCCUCUUGGAGCGCUCUCAGGCAUGCAGCCAACGGUCGACCAGCCUUCCUCACUUGCCCCUCUAUUACAACCCUCUCGCCACACUCACUUCCAGUCCACUCACAUGCCGCCCCACUACCCCACUCAUCACCUUAAUCACCACCACCAUCACGUUCACUCGCAUCAUCCUCACCACCACAUGAACAUCAAUCCAUCGUCACCACAACCUGGCUACCCGAUUCAGCCGCAACAAGUUUCCCCGUACUCCCCAUCGUCACCACAACACCAAUACCUGCAGCCCCACUCACCCCCAUAUCCUCCUCCUCCUCUGCCUGCCUCUGCAGCGCCUCCCACUGUAGCCGCGGUCAGUGGCAGGACUCAACCACAGCAGCAACAGCAGCAGCAGCAAGUGGCUGUUCAAAAACAGCCUCAGCAACUUCAGCCACCCGUGUCACACCACCAACAGCAGCAGCAGCAACAGCAUUACAUGCACAACAACCAUCAACAAAUGCAGCAGUAUUACCCACAACAUCAACAACGAAUGAUGCACCAACAUCAGCAGAUCUCUUCUAAGCAGAUGAACGGAGGACGCAUAAAUGUCCCAUGUUCUUCGGCUGUCAAUAGUCUGACGCCUCAACAUCAAUUUGCGCAUCACCAACAACAGAUGCAAACUGAGCAACACAUGCGAACACAAGUUAAAAUGCAACAUCAGCAGCAACAUCAUCAUCAGCUGCAGCAACAACCGAUGAAUCUGCCCCGGCACCAGCAACAGUUCCAAACCCCUACAUGCCGACCUCCCAUGGUCCCGGCCAACGCUGCGAACUUUAUGCCGCCCUCCGACGACGCCCACAUGGCUCCUUUACCUGCCCCCCACCACCAACAUCAGCUGCAGCAGCCGCCGCACCCUCAGUACCAUUACCCUCCUCCAGGACUCUCGCCGGACGCCGGCAAGCUUAUGUCGCCGUCCGCCUUGGCGGAAGCCAACGAGCGACAUCAGUCCGCCUUCACCGCGCCGGCCGUGCCUGCCGUCACGGAUUACCAGCCCGUGACGGGCCCCAUACCCACGGGCGUCGGCGAAACUUCCUCCUACAAAGCACCAGUGUCCGCACCCGGGUCUUCGGGAGGCUGCCUCUCAAACGUCCCUUUUUCCUCUUCAGGAUUUUCCUCUCCUUCAUAUUCUUCCCCUCCGUUCUCUGCUCCCAUCUAUUCCACUACCGACGUGUCUCCUCCGUACACGUCUCCUCCUUAUGCUUCUUCACCCGCUCUUCGUGCUCCUCCAUCAAACUCUUCUCGCUCCUCCUCUCCACUUCCUUCCUAUCCCUCCGCCGAGUCCUACGCCUCACCCUCUUAUUCCUACCCUCCGUACCAAGGAUAUCCUCCUCCUGCAUAUGCCAAUAACAAACCUUACCAAGGUCCCAGUUACCCCCAAUCCAUUGAAGGUUAUCCUCAACGAGGACAGUAUGUACCUUAUCCUCCACAGUACGAAAGUUACUCGUUUCAAUCACAUUCUCUGAAAACUAAUCCUUUAGCACUGCCUCCUCCACCGCCUCCUUCUGGCAAUCCUUCUGUUCCUCCUGGAGGAAAUGGCACCUCUGGAUCUCCUCGGACUCCUUACCGUCCUUCUCUUCCACCUCCUCCUUACCCUGACUUCACCGAGCCAACUGAACCCAUCGGUGUCGCUGGUGGCUGCUGUGGCGUCAGACUCGAAAUGGGCAAGAACCCUGGUCCAGGAGGACCUUUUGCGUCGAGACCUUCUCCUUCGCAGGCCAGCCACGGGCCGCCGUCACAGUUAUCAAAGGACGCGGCAUCAAAAUCUCGGCAACCAGCGUUAAAAACUGCAGCCAUGCCAACCAGCAAGCACUUGUCUUCUCAGCUAGGGUCUUUGAAGCAAGGAACGGCCGGCGUGACAGCAAAGAACGCUGAGCUGAUCGACUUGGAAUGUUCUCCUCCGUCUUCUUGUCGCCGCCAGCAACAGUCGCCGGAUUCUUCGGGGAGGUCAGCGCGAGAGUCUAGCCCGGCCUCACAUCCCGGGAUUUUAAGUUCUUCAUAUUCGGAAGAAGAUUCUAAGUCUUCUUUUAUUAUGUGUGAUAGCCAAAGAUUAACGAAAACCAAAAUUUCAUCUAACGAUGUACAAUCUAAGAGGGAUUCAUCGUCAUCCACGAUGUCUUGUACGAGCAAGAGGGAAAUUUCUGCCGCGAACUCUUCCAUCGCCGCCACUUUAGCCAAUCUUCGUAAGUUAAACUCAUGCACCAUCACGAGCGCCAACGUUCUGCCUUCCUCACCCUUCAGUCAAGAGGACUCCUCUCCAAUGUUGCAAGUUUCCUCUGAAACUCAGUCACUGGUUUCCGCCAAAAUCUCCUCGAACAACAGCAAGACUUCUCUGAGAGUCAGUCCGCAUGCAAAGUCAUCGCCGCAAGUGCCUUCUAUAAACUCGACUACGAGCAACCCUCUCUUGGACAGCAAAGAUGAACUUGCACCUACAACCGCUGCGCUGCGUGAUGCGUCGGCAAACAUCCGAACAAAAAAGCCCCCACCGCCUCCAGAAAUCCUCAGCAAUCAGAGACUUAAACCCGCUUCUGAUGUUUAUAACAGUAAGAUGAGUGCUACUUGCAAUGGCGUUGGAGCCAAUCACAGAGGUAACCUUAAAAACUCCUGCGAUAUUAGGCGGUCUAUUGCGUCAGCCUUGCCUCAUCUGAGCGCUUCGAUGAUCGUCAAAGAAGUGGAUUCGUCUGCUGGUUCCUGCUCGGACAAAGCAUCCGAUAUCGAAGUCAUAGACCGAACGCAAAUGAGCUCUGAAGACAUUCAGGCAACGACGAGUGCGUCAUCUCCUCUUAUGUCAACAAGUUCCAGGCCUUUGUUAGGUCAAGAUUCUCGGGAUUCUGACAGCCCCUGUCUUCCAUUCCCGUCAGAUGAUGCCACGGACCUCUCGGUUGCCAAUGACCUUCUUCUUCUUUCUCAGUCAGACCUGCAGUUCUCUUCUAAUUCUUCUUUCUUGCCUGCUUCGUGCUCAGUUUCAGUUUCUAGCACUUCGAUAGUAGAACAUGAUAGCCAGUUGUCUUCCAGUGUUGAUCGUCCUUUAAGUCGGUCUUCUUCUUCGAGCAAGGUCAUACAUACCAGCCGUACUAGUCUUGAACGCAGCAAUUCUAACUCUCCUAACCCGCGCUUUGGUGCCAGACAUCUGUUAUGUCAAAUGGUGCCCGCUCAUUCCCAGUCUAAAAAUGCAACUGCAAGAGCCAAGCCUCUAAAUAUUUCCCCCGGCCAAAAGAAACUUGCCACACACAUAAAGGCAGAGGUGACUGAAAAUAAUGCUGAUAAUGGUUGUGUAGCACCUAAUUUUACCAGUACCAAGAGAAAAGUUGAUUUGGUCCCAAACGAUGAAGCCAAAAGUAGAAAUAAUCUCGUUACUAGUCAGCAAAGCAGCACAAGUUCGGGCAGCUCGCCAGUCAGGAAGAGAGGAAGACCUCCCAAGAUUAAAGACAAACCUGCCCACGAAAAUGAAAGUGUCGUGACAGUAAAAAAUUCUACGCUCUCUAACAAUAUUCGUUGCGAUUCAAAAAACGUGAGAGCUCAUGGUGAGUCGAGCAGUCCUCAGUCUGCCUUGAUUCAUCAGUUUAAAAUAAAGAUUACUGAGGAAAAAGAGUCGGCUCCUCAGAAAUUGUCUCCAAGCAAAGCAGAUUCAAAAGAUUCUAAAUUAGAUAUAAACAACUUGGAUCUAAAGAGGUCGUUGCAAGUGAAAACUGAAUCUGUAACCAAAAUAAAAUCAGAGAAGGUGUCACCAAAUGCCAGCUACUCGGGAGAUUUUCAUUGUAACAAAUUUCCUGUAAACAACUACAAGCUUGCGAAUGGCAACCUCGGUUCUGUGAACUAUUUUCCGGAAAAAGACGUGGACCGACUCAUCGAGGCAUUGGGUGUCGAGAAUCUGUCCUGUGGACAAAGUCAAAUUCCUUCUUCAUGCGAGCAGCUCAACUUUGUCCUCUCAGAGCACACCAAAGCCCAGGGAGGGAAGUUCAAACCCAGUGCUGUAAAAAGAUCCUGUGCCGAUGAGACUAAAGUAACGAAAUCCGACUCGAGCUCUAGCAGGGAAGGAAGUAACCCGCCCAACCGAAACACCAAGCCGUCCAAACAGCAAAGUAAAAGCAGUAAGCAAGCAAAAGGAGGCAAAGUGGCGCGGAAAACAACCGAGGUCAAGUCUCGCUGCAAGAAUAGUCUCCUGGCUUACCUCAAAGAAAAAAAUGAACACGACUCGUCCAACGUGGACUCUGAUGUUCCCAGCUCGACGGAGCCUGGCGCUUGUAACUCUUCUGCUGCUGGAGACUCUGAGUCGAAGAGCAGAGUUGGCGCUAAAGCCGCGGGUCCUGGAGCAUUCCCUUCCUUUCCAUCCAAGGGUAUAAGAAGACGCUCGUCCAGCGGUACUGGCAAGAGCAAGAUGCUUAAGAAACCAAAGUAUUCCCAUGGCUGGUCGUGGGAAGGAGAGCCAUACCAAGGCAAAAUUUGGCUCAGAAACGACGAAGUGCUGAUCACGCGCACCUGCUACACGGCCAUGCAGCACAAGGAGGGCGACUUGGUGCGCGUGCGCGACUGCGUCCUGCUGAGGUCUGGUCCGCGCAAGGCCGACCUGCCUUUCGUGGCGAAGGUCGCCGCGCUUUGGGAGGAUCCUGACACCAGUGACAUGAUGAUGUCCAUCCUAUGGUACUACCGGCCUGAGCACACAGAACUGGGGCGCCAGGCGCACGAUUUGUCUGAUGAGAUUUUCGCGUCCAAGCACCGGGACCAUCUUAGCGUGGCUUGCAUCGAAGACACGUGCUAUGUCCUCACGUUCAAUGAGUAUUGCAGGUAA
Hyalella azteca is the source of this 7356-nucleotide messenger RNA. RefSeq lists its product as uncharacterized. Bases 1 to 7356 code for a protein of 2451 amino acids. Gene Ontology annotation, molecular function: DNA binding; chromatin binding. The transcript has 7 exons. Lineage: Eukaryota; Metazoa; Arthropoda; Malacostraca; Amphipoda; Hyalellidae. The record is from RefSeq and is a predicted model, not a curated record.